Messenger RNA from Notodromas monacha, 1004 nucleotides. The record is from the annotation of a GenBank genome assembly. Lineage: Eukaryota; Metazoa; Arthropoda; Ostracoda; Podocopida; Cyprididae.
CUUUUUUCUUGACACAGAUUUGCGCUGAAAUCUGCCCAUAUUUUUUCUGGGACACAAGAUUGGAAGAGGAUCUGAUGCCUCUGAGGCAUUUCUUGUUUUGUGCACCGGAUGUUGAUCUUUACAGCAUCGGCAUGACCCACGCGCGGAUUCAGCAGUUGAUUCGUGCUGGAGUUUGCGGUGGAAUUUAUGCGCCCACAAUCACAGUGGACAACAUCUGUUAUCCGAGUCCGAUUCUGCGUCCGAAAAUCUUCGACGACGAUAAUGAGACGGAAAUCAACUUUCCCCGGAUGGGCAUGACGAGUUUGGCGAGCGCGAAAGGGAUUGCCAAAACGUUGAUCGAGUCGUCGGAAGAAAGAGGCUUUGAUUACACAUAUGCCUGGGUCCAGGUUCGACAGCCAUUGUAUCAAGCAUUGCUGUCGUCCAUUCAUGCAGUUUGGAUCGCCGCCAUCUUGAGUCUCAUCGCAUUCGUAGGCAUGUUCUUCCAUGUCAAAGUGGCGUUUUGCGUCGUUUCUGCUGCGGGACUCGCCAGUCAAGUCAUUGCGGGACUCUUGUUGAUCAUUUCGAGUGUCGACGAUUUGUUGUUCUUCGAUGAAUCAACAUGGUCGGUUUCCUCUCGAGCUUUUCGCAUUCGAAUGCAGAAAUUCGUCGGUCUGUUCACAUUAUCCCUCGCAAUCGCAGCUUUGGCAUUUUUCUUGACCACAUUUUUCGUACUCACGUGCACUCGGCGGAAAUUCAGUUUCACCCUGGACAUGAUCCACGUUGUCAAUAGACGGAUCUGGAAAACCCCGUGCUUGCUACCUGUGAUCGUCUGGUUUUUGAUCAUUCGUCUGGGAGUGUACGCUUUAGGUGCUAUCCAAGUUGUGGCGAUUUUCUCGGCUGCGACGAAAGCAAGAGCGGUCAACUGCACUUCUUCCGACUCCACGCCUGUGCGUGAUGUUAAUUUCUCUAAUCCGCAGCGUCUGAACAGCGACCUUGAUUCCAGUGUAGCUACGAUGAUAGUUUGA